This is a messenger RNA of Blumeria graminis f. sp. triticale, 1806 nucleotides long. The record is from the annotation of a GenBank genome assembly. Lineage: Eukaryota; Fungi; Ascomycota; Leotiomycetes; Helotiales; Erysiphaceae.
AUGUCUUCUACCCCAGGAUCUUGUCAAAAAGAAGGUAACGAGGGAACAACAAUUAUUGAUCCACACGCACCAACUCGAGCAGUUUUUUCGCCUUCCACUCUAUCAAAUACCUUUUCAGUAAAUGGCAAACACUCAACGAUACUUAUACAUCGAAAAUCACCAUUACUGUCAGCUACACCACCACAAGUCACUAGAGCUCUAGUAUAUUCGCACCCUUUCCUUGAAACAUUAAAUAAAGCAGUCGGGUUGUUAACUUGGACCUCUGGGGAUCCAUGGGAAAGCUUCCUGCUAGUUACAGCAUUUUGGGCAACAAUUCUAUACGGAGAUAUAGCUAUGAAACUUGCCGGUCCCUUUAUCAUUCUUACCAUCCUGAUUAUCGGAAUCUAUGCCCAACAAUACGCACCGUUAACUUCUCUCUUGACCAGUGAAUCAACGGCCAAAAAAGCUAAUGAUACUUCCACAGGAAACGCGAAAAAGGUCAAGCAGCAAAAGACUUUAGAGGAGAUUGUCAAUACACUGAGAAUUUUUGCUUCUCGAUGUCAUAUCUUGCUGGAUCCCUUCUUAACACUUACCAAUUAUCUUUUAAUAAAAACAAAAAAUCCUUCCAAGUCAAAGUUUUCUUCAUCUCUCUUCAUACGAAUCUUUUUUAUAUCUCUAAUAUGGGUAAUUCUUAAUCUUAGACCUAUCGAAAUAAUUACCCCCAGACGUUUUAUUCUUGUAUUUGGAACUAUUUUCUUAACAUGGCACUCUAAGCCUUGCCGUAUCACCCGUGCUAUUUUGUGGCGAAGUGCUCUUGUACGUCGACUCUCAUCUUCGAUAACUGGUUUAGAAUUAUCUCAGAAUCUUCCUUGCGACUCUCAGGUACGAAAUACAGAUAAUAUCUUACAACCGGCCAAGCAACAAGAAAAACAGUCAUCUAAUUUCGAGAAUAAAAAUCGUGAAUUAACGCAAGCUGUAGACAUAAAGAUUAAUUCAAAAAUGCCUGGUAUUCGAUUCACGUUUGUCCUUUACGAAAAUCAGCGAAGAUGGGUCGGACUAGGAUGGACCACUAAUCUCUUCUCUCAUGAACGUGCCACUUGGACUGAUGAACAUCUUAACCCUGCUCCAACAAAAGAAAAUUUCGAGUUACCCGACACUAAAGAAGAAUUUACAUGUUGGAGGUGGGUCGAAGGAAGUAAGUGGCUGGUUGAAGGAGCAUGCGAAACAGAAGAAGGAAGCCAAAACGCUGGUGAUAACUCUGAUGGAGGGAUGGGAUGGAUAUACUAUGAUAAUAAGUGGCAAUUCGGUCGCCGGGGCCUUGAUGGCUGGAGUCGCUAUACACGUCGCAGGAAAUGGUAUCGAGACGCUGAACUUGUGGAGAUCGCUCCUCCGGCAAAGGAAGCACCUAAACCUGGAGCUAUAACUGCAUCACUUAAAUAUUUCGCAGGUGUCAAUUCUAUCAAACCGCCAUAUUCCGCUGCCAGCAUUUCCCACAUAUGCCACACUCCUACUGAUACCAUAAGUGUGCAGAGUAGCGAGUGGACACCAGACUCUCGCACUUCAAAUGUUACACGCUCGCGGAAAUCAAGUAUAUGGAGCUCUUUUACAAGUAAGGGUGAUACUGCGCCGCUAUGUGUAAGUAAUAGUCAUGCAAGUGUUAAAAUUAAUCUUCCAGUCAUUAGUUCUGCAAACAGGAUCGUUUGGCGCCACCGCUCGUGCGCCCCGAGUGUUCCUCUAUCUAAGUAUCUGGAUGAUGAUUUAACACAUGCAAGGCCUAGGGACGGUGACUGGUGUAUUUCAGAUGACGCUAAAAUGAUAAUAGACUGA